This is a messenger RNA of Blepharisma stoltei, 891 nucleotides long. The record is from the annotation of a GenBank genome assembly. Lineage: Eukaryota; Ciliophora; Heterotrichea; Heterotrichida; Blepharismidae.
AUGGAACUUGCAUCUCUUAACAGACUAGCUGUACUUUCAAGGCAAGAUUCAAGGAAAACUAGCAACUGCCGCUAUGGAUACUCAGCUAUGAAAUUAAUACAUUUUUUGCGUUCAAAAAGCAGAGAAGGUAGCAAUGUAUUUAAGAAAAUUCCUCAAUACAAUUAUGACUUUUCUAACCAUAUCAGAGAGAAGCUUAAAAUUUCUAGUGAUUUUCCCCAAGUUAAGACUAAUUUAGUGAUUCCAACGUCGUCUUCUAUGAAAAAUUUCUUGCCUGGGAUAAAGGAAACAAAAUUAGCUGCGAAUUCUCAAACUAAAUCUUCUAAAAUAAUUCGGAUUCCAGCAAAAGAAGAAAUCACACCUAAUAGAGUUAGGGUUGAUAAAACAUCUGCUUAUUUUUCUAAUGUUAUCAAGCCAACAAAAACAUUUGAAACUAGUCAGUUAUCAAACGUAAAAAUGACAGAAACGAAGAAAAAGUCGUUUUUAAACCUUAAUAUUAAAUCUUUGAGCCCGAUUUCUUCAAGAAAAGUUGAUGAUAUUCUUGAAGAAUUUACGAGGAUCCUAUUUAUUUUUAUUUUAUCUAGAAUAUAAUUUUCACAGAUAAAUUUCUUGUACUUUCCUUAACCUAAAUUUACUCCUAUUAUGAAACGUUUUAAAAAUUACGAAAAACGCAUCAAAAAAAAAUUGGAAACUUCCUAUGAUAGACUCUCGCAAAGUAAUAUUUCAUCUUCAAGAAACAAAGUCAGGGAAACCCCCAUAGUUAAAAAAAGAAAGCCUGAUGCAAUAAUCACAGAACCUUCCGAUAGUGAAGAAAUCAUAGGAUGGGAUAAAGACACAGAUUCAAGUUAUUCCGAAACCCCAACAUUGACAAGUAGAUUUUCUCACAAUGUAUAA